AUGAUUGUCGGUAGAUCAUGGCUGUUUGCAGAAUGGGAACGAUUGAAGCUUCACGAGGAGUACUACUACGGGUGGAUGGGGGAAAUCUUGCACCGGAGAGAGCGAGGGAUCUCGAGCUGGUGUGGCCGAGUGCAGGACUUCCUGCGCUCGGCCGAAGCGACCGGCGCGCUGGACCUGCUCUAUCUGGACUACACCGGCCAACUGGAGACGCUCGAGGUGCAUAGGAGACGACCUGCUUUCGCAUCGCCCGGCACAGCCCCGGCUUUUUCUGUAUCCGUAGCCCUCGACACCAUGGCAUCAGCAGAUGCGAUGCCAGUUCUAAUGGAGCAUGACAUCACUGUAGUCAACACCUUCGUUCAGGUUUCCGAGGCCCGCCCGCGCCAGUUCUUGCAACGCUCGCAGACGGCGCCCGAAGCGGCCCUGGUCAUGGAGGAGCCCACGGCAUCUGAAGGCGAUCUCCACAUCACAGGCAAGGCCGCUGAGCAGAAAACUGACAAGGAGGUGAUUGAGGAAUCUCCAGAAUCCACCGAGCCGGUGAAGACCGUCAAAAAGCUACAGACCCUGCGGACGCUGAACCGUUUCGAGACGCCGGACCCUUGGGAUCUGGAAGCACUCUGCAAGAGCCUGGACGAGGCACCGGAGGAGGCGCUGCCGGCCAAGGCCGGCGUCUCGAAGCCAUGCCUGUUGCACUCCGCAACCCCUGACCGAUGGGAAUGGGACGCGAUGGUCAGGGAGGAGAAGAUCAUGGCACCGGCCCUGGAAGCUGUGGCACCACCAGCCACGCAGGCAACACAGGCGGUGCCCGGGACGGCCUCGGCGUGGGUCCCCACGCAGCCCUGCCUGGCCCAGGCAGCUCCAAUGGUGUCACUCCUGCCAGUGCCAGUUACGCUGGCCAUGCCUGUCGCCCCAAUGCCUGCACUUCAGCCCGGAUGCGACUACCCCCGCCUCUUGGGCAGCGUGAGCCCAGCGUCGCAGGGCUCCCCCAAGCCCACCUCGCCCAGCGUCUCGCCCAGCGUCUCGCCGCGCGUGCGGCCGGGCACUCUGGAGGCCACACAGUUGGAUGAGAACCGGCAGCUGGUCAAGUGGUAUGUGGACGCUGCGAAGUUUGAAUCCAACUCGGAGAGGCUGCUCAGCCCAGAGUUUCAGCUCCACUUCCCCGGGCAGGCCGAGCCCUCCACCUUCCGAAUGGUGAUCCUCGCCAGACAGACUGGUGGAAAGCAUGGCGCCGGAUUCAAGAAGGCAAAGGGGUGGGGCAGUAUCGAGCUGAAAUGCUCUUCUGCCGUGCCCUCAGGCGUGGGCAGCAUCGCAGCCUGUGUCACAGUUGGUGAAGGAGCCCGCAAGCAGCUCAGCGCACAGCCGAUCGAGCACAAUUUCGGCGACAAGACAUGCUGCCAGCUGCGGAAUGGGGAAGAAGCAGAUUGGGACUUCAGACAGUCGAUCAGCAGAGACGCCAAGAACUGUGAGAUUUCGGUGGAGAUCCACUUUUGA
Messenger RNA from Symbiodinium natans, 1488 nucleotides. The record is from the annotation of a GenBank genome assembly. Lineage: Eukaryota; Dinophyceae; Suessiales; Symbiodiniaceae.